UAUCCCCCGCCCCCUGCCCUUCUCUCUUUCUAUCUCUAUCUCCCUCGUUUCGAUCGAAAUUCUUAGACUCAUCGAAAAACCUAAUCAGGUACCCCUUUCUCCUUUCAAAACCCUAGUAUUUACCUUUGUCCUCUGAUCUCGAUAAAGCAUUUUUUUUUAACUCCUCUCUCUCUUAAACCCUUCAGAUCUCUUGGGCUAGGGUUUCAAUUUCCACAUGGAUUCCGUCGACGUCGAAAUCGCCAAGGCACAAGAGGAGCGAAGAAAGAUGGAGGAGGUCGCCCCUCUCACCUCCGUCACCUUCGACGCCGGUCUCUAUUGGCGCGACAACCGAUUCGAGGGCUACGAGCGCUCGAUCCCCGUCACUGAGGAGGACGGACGCCAGAAGACGGUGGCCGGGACGUCGUUUCGUCGUAUGGUCACCGGCCCCAAAUCCCUCAAAGAACUGCCACGUGCUGGUGCUGAGGCCGACGAUGACUCUGGGUUCAAGAAACCCUCGAGGAUUAUUGAUCGAGAGGAUGAUUACAGGCGUCGGAGGCUGAAUAGGAUUAUAUCACCGGAUAGAAAUGACCCGUUUGCGACCGGAGAAAAGACUCCGGAUCCUUCAGUGAGAACUUAUGCUGAUGUGAUGAGAGAGGAGGCCUUGAAGAGACAAAAAGAGGAUCUUUUGAAGGAAAUUGCGAAGAAAAAGGAAGACGAGAAGAAUAAUAAGGAAGCUGCAGCAGCUGCACCUGAGCCUGCUCCACAAAAGAGAAGGAACAGAUGGGAUCAAUCUCAGGGGGGAGAAGAUCCGAGCUCUAAGAAGGCCAAGACUAGCUCAGAUUGGGAUGUGCCCGAUUCUACUCCUGGUAUUGGGUCGGGGCGCUGGGAUGCGACUCCAACUCCGGGUCGGGUUGCAGGCGAUGCAACCCCCGGUGUUGCCCGUCGCAACCGCUGGGAUGAAACCCCGAGCGGUCGGUUAGCUGAUGCAGAUGCAACUCAGCUGCUGGCGGAGUAAACUCCUGGUGCAACUCCUGCAGGAAUGACUUGGGAUGCUACACCUAAGCUCGGGGGUUUGGCCACUCCGACCCCAAAGAGACAGAGAUCAAGAUGGGAUGAAACUCCGGCGAGCAUGGGAAGUGCUACACCAUUGCCUGGCUCUGCAGCAACUCCUGCUGCUGCUUUCACUCCGGGGGUUACUCCCAUUGGUGGUGUUGACCUUGCCACUCCGACACCAGGAGCACUUAAUCUUAGAGGUGCAAUGACGCCGGAGCAGUAUAAUUUGAUGAGAUGGGAGAGGGAUAUUGAGGAGAGGAACAGACCAUUGACUGAUGAAGAGCUUGAUGCUAUGUUUCCUCAAGAAGGGUAUAAGAUUCUCGACCCACCAGCUUCUUACGUGCCUAUUAGAACUCCGGCGAGGAAGUUGUUGGCUACACCUACUCCUAUGGGUACUCCAUUAUAUGCUAUUCCUGAAGAGAACCGUGGGCAGCAGUUUGAUGUGCCAAAGGAGGCUCCUGGUGGCUUGCCAUUUAUGAAGCCGGAGGAUUAUCAAUAUUUUGGGGCUUUGUUGAAUGAGGAAGAGGAGGAGAAGUUGUCACAGGAAGAGCAGAAGGAGAGGAAGAUUAUGAAGUUGUUGCUUAAGGUGAAGAAUGGGACACCCCCACAGAGGAAGACGGCUCUUAGGCAGCUUACUGAUAAAGCCAGGGAGUUUGGGGCUGGUCCACUGUUUAACAAGAUUCUGCCUUUGCUUAUGCAACCUACCUUGGAGGAUCAAGAGAGGCAUCUUUUGGUGAAGGUUAUCGACAGGGUGUUGUAUAAGUUGGAUGAGCUAGUUCGGCCUUUUGUUCAUAAGAUUCUCGUGGUUAUUGAGCCGUUGUUGAUUGAUGAGGACUAUUAUGCUCGUGUUGAAGGGAGAGAGAUUAUUUCCAAUCUGAGUAAGGCUGCUGGUUUGGCCACUAUGAUUGCUGCAAUGAGGCCGGAUAUUGACAACAUUGAUGAGUAUGUGAGGAAUACAACUGCUAGGGCUUUCAGUGUGGUUGCUUCAGCCUUGGGGAUUCCUGCACUCUUGCCUUUCCUGAAGGCUGUUUGUCAGAGUAAGAAGUCUUGGCAAGCUCGGCAUACGGGUAUUAAGAUUGUUCAGCAGAUUGCUAUUCUUAUGGGAUGUGCUGUGCUUCCACACUUGAAAUCUCUUGUUGAAAUCAUUGAACACGGGUUGAGUGAUGAGAAUCAGAAGGUGAGGACAAUCACUGCACUUUCUCUUGCUGCACUUGCGGAAGCAGCUGCUCCUUAUGGUAUUGAGAGUUUUGAUUCAGUAUUGAAGCCACUUUGGAAGGGCAUUAGGUCUCAUCGGGGUAAGGUUCUUGCUGCCUUCUUGAAGGCUAUUGGUUUCAUUAUUCCGCUUAUGGAUGCUGUGUAUGCUAGUUAUUAUACGAAGGAAGUGAUGCCUAUACUCAUCCGUGAGUUCCAAUCACCCGAUGAAGAAAUGAAGAAGAUUGUGUUGAAGGUGGUUAAGCAAUGUGUAAGCACCGAAGGUGUAGAGGCUGAUUACAUCCGUAAUGAUGUUCUUCCAGAGUUCUUCCGGAACUUCUGGGUUAGGAGGAUGGCAUUGGACCGUAGGAACUACAAGCAGCUCGUGGAAACCACUGUUGAGAUUGCAAACAAGGUUGGAGUUGCUGAUAUUGUGGGAAGAGUAGUAGAGGAUCUCAAGGAUGAAAGUGAACCUUAUAGGAGAAUGGUGAUGGAGACUAUUGAGAAGGUUGUUGCCAACUUGGGCGCUUCAGAUAUUGAUGCUCGGUUGGAGGAGCUUCUUAUUGAUGGGAUUCUCUAUGCUUUCCAAGAGCAAACCAGUGAUGAUGCAAAUGUAAUGCUUAAUGGUUUUGGUGCUGUGGUGAACUCUCUUGGCCAGAGAGUUAAGCCAUACCUUCCUCAGAUUUGUGGGACAAUCAAAUGGCGUUUGAACAACAAGAGUGCAAAGGUUAGGCAACAAGCAGCUGAUCUUAUAUCCCGGAUUGCAGUCGUCAUGAAGCAGUGCCAAGAAGAGCAACUGAUGGGUCACUUGGGUGUUGUUCUGUAUGAGUACCUGGGAGAAGAAUAUCCUGAAGUCUUGGGUUCUAUUUUAGGAGCACUGAAGGCAAUUGUCAACGUCAUUGGUAUGAAUAAAAUGACGCCUCCUAUUAAAGAUCUGCUUCCCCGUCUUACACCCAUCCUGAAGAACAGACAUGAAAAGGUCCAGGAAAAUUGUAUUGAUCUUGUGGGUAGAAUUGCUGAUCGUGGUGCUGAGUAUGUUCCUGCCAGGGAAUGGAUGAGGAUAUGUUUUGAGCUUCUUGAGAUGUUGAAGGCACACAAGAAGGGAAUCAGAAGAGCUACAGUGAACACUUUCGGGUACAUAGCAAAAGCAAUUGGUCCUCAAGAUGUCCUGGCAACUCUAUUGAACAAUCUGAAAGUGCAAGAGCGUCAGAAUCGUGUCUGUACUACUGUUGCCAUUGCAAUUGUUGCAGAAACCUGCUCUCCAUUCACUGUUCUACCUGCCCUUAUGAAUGAGUACCGUGUGCCAGAGCUUAAUGUGCAGAAUGGGGUUCUGAAAUCACUUUCUUUCCUCUUUGAGUACAUAGGAGAAAUGGGCAAGGAUUACAUCUAUGCUGUUACGCCAUUGCUUGAGGAUGCUUUAAUGGACAGGGAUCUGGUUCACAGACAGACUGCUGCUUCUGCUGUUAAGCACAUGGCCUUGGGAGUAGCUGGACUGGGUUGUGAGGAUGCCUUGGUCCAUUUACUCAAUUACGUGUGGCCUAACAUCUUUGAGACAUCUCCUCAUGUUAUCAAUGCUGUGAUGGAGGCUAUUGAAGGCAUGAGAGUGGCAUUGGGUGCGGCUACAAUUCUUAACUACUGCCUUCAGGGUCUGUUUCAUCCGGCAAGGAAAGUAAGGGAAGUGUAUUGGAAGAUAUACAACUCGUUGUAUAUUGGAGCGCAAGAUGCACUUGUUGCUGCAUAUCCUGUGCUGGAGGAUGAAGGAAGCAAUGUCUUCAGCCGCCCGGAGUUGUUGAUGUUCGUCUGAGUUAUGUGAUGGAAUCUCUGAAAUGCAUAUAUCAGACGUUUAACAUCUAUAUGAAUAGGGGCAGCUUCAACUAUAAUACAUCGUUACUCAUGUUUCAGCUGAAGGGAGACUAUGGGCAUUCUACAUUUGUCUGUUGUUUUUUCUGUUCUCGGAUCCUUAACAUACACUUAUCAACUGUACUUGUUUGGUUCUCAGGUGCAGGCUUUAAGGUGGAUACAGGACUGAUCUCUUGCUGUGAGGAAUGACCAUGGAUUCUACCGCAUCUGCUCUACGAUGUUAUUUCUAUUGCUUAUGGGACUUCUCUCUGGAUUACUCAUGCACUCUUAUCUGAUUCUUGUUUUGGCAAUGUCAUUAUUUUCCUUCUUGGGUCCUAUUUAGUAUUAGUUAAUGUAUUGCUGAUGUACUCAGUGAUGUGGACCAAAAAUCUGUUAGCUUAUUAGUUAACUCUCAAACGUAUUGUAUAUUUGAUGCAUUACACGUUUUGAGUAUUUUUUUUUUUGCUUCUCUUUUUUCUCUCCUUGUGCUCCCGACUUGCCAAAAUUAUGAAUUGAAGAUUUGAUCGGGCUUA
Asparagus officinalis (garden asparagus) is the source of this 4595-nucleotide messenger RNA. RefSeq names its product splicing factor 3B subunit 1-like. Lineage: Eukaryota; Viridiplantae; Streptophyta; Magnoliopsida; Asparagales; Asparagaceae. The record is from RefSeq and is a predicted model, not a curated record. Gene Ontology annotation, biological process: spliceosomal complex assembly. Gene Ontology annotation, molecular function: mRNA binding. Gene Ontology annotation, cellular component: U2-type prespliceosome; U2 snRNP; U12-type spliceosomal complex.